Mus musculus (house mouse) is the source of this 985-nucleotide messenger RNA. RefSeq names its product hypoxia inducible lipid droplet associated (gene Hilpda). The transcript has 2 exons. The record is from RefSeq and is marked validated. The coding region runs from base 242 to 436 and encodes 64 amino acids. Lineage: Eukaryota; Metazoa; Chordata; Mammalia; Rodentia; Muridae. Gene Ontology annotation, biological process: autocrine signaling; cellular response to hypoxia; positive regulation of cytokine production. Gene Ontology annotation, molecular function: signaling receptor binding. Gene Ontology annotation, cellular component: membrane; secretory granule; extracellular region.
AGUCUCCGAGGAGCCUCGCCCAGAAGGGGCGGGGCUUUGGGAGGUCCGUUUGUCUUUGGGGCUUAUUUCUAUCCAGAGCAGUGCCUGCGUGGAGCUUCCACGUUGCGACUCAGCCGACCUUCUUCCUUACUCCUGCACGACCUGGUGUGACUGUGAGCAGCCGUCUCUCAACUUUUCCUUCUGAGGAUCUAGCAGCAGAAAGCAGCUCUACUUCCCUGCAAAGGAGCUGGGCACCGUCGCCAUGAAGUUCAUGCUGAACCUCUAUGUGCUGGGCAUCAUGUUGACCCUGCUUUCCAUCUUUGUUAGAGUGAUGGAGUCUCUGGGAGGCUUACUGGAGAGCCCACUGCCCGGGAGCUCCUGGAUCACGAGGGGUCAGCUAGCCAACACACAGCCUCCUAAGGGCCUGCCAGACCAUCCAUCCCGAGGAGUGCAGUGAACCUCCCUCCCUGCAGGCAUCACAGCUUCAGCAUGUCCAACCACACGUUCCAUUUCUCGGGAGGCAGCAUCAAGUGUCUCCAAAGGACUCUUACUAGGCCUGGAAGGGCUGUUCCCUUACCCUGGAAAAGAGCCUAUUUCCCCUAGAGCUGUGAGUGGGCUGUCUGUGGCUCUGGGAUGGAGGUGUACCAGUUCCAGCUGUUGGGAGAAUGGAUUUUGGUUUCGUUUGUUUCAGACCUCUGUCCUAAAGGACUCUUUUGGACCUAAGUAUCUUCUGUUGGUUUACCAUUGAGUCUCUUCCCUGAGAGUUGUUUGGAUGGCAUCAAAGGGGUUGUGGUUUGACUGUGAAGACAGAGGGUGGACUAUCCAGUGUCCAGGUCAAGUUGUACAUUUAAGUUCUUUCUCCAGUGUAAUGCACAUGUGUUUGUAUAUAAUGUCUAAAGGGCUAUGGGAUGAUCAGGCCUGCUUAGGGUAUGGGAGUUCCAGCCACUGUGUGGCUUAAACAUGAAUUUUUCUAAUGCAAUAAAUGUGAAUAUAUAUGUUUCCACUG